Molecule: messenger RNA, 2169 nt
Organism: Closterium sp. NIES-65
Lineage: Eukaryota; Viridiplantae; Streptophyta; Zygnematophyceae; Desmidiales; Closteriaceae
Source: the annotation of a GenBank genome assembly
AUGCAGGACGCAGAGGCGCGCCGCUCUCGCCUGCGCAGCAUGCGCGAGUCCGCGGCGAAGCAGCAGGCGGCGUCCCCCGGCGCGCCCACGCCUUCCACCGCCAUCUCCGCACUCCCCUCCCCCGACUUCUCUCCGCCGCUUAUCCGCACGCAUCCGCGCGUGCGCCAUCCGGGGAAGGCGGACCUGGGGGAGGUAGAUCUGCUAGACGGCCAGCAGGAGCAGCCACCACAGGCUCGGGGAAUUUCUCACAGGCCUCAUGUACCUGAUCUACCCUACUCCCCAGCACCACGAGUGUCAAGUGCUGCCGUUUAUGACUCCCAAGGGGCCGGGCAGGGGGCAGGGCAAGGGGUAGGGCAAGGGGCAGGGCAAGGGACAGGGCAAGGGGGAGAGCAAGGGGGAGAACAAGGGGCAGAGGGGUCAGGGGAGGGGAGACCGGCCAGCGUGGACAGACAGUCAGUGAGGCAAGCGGUUGCGAGGGAGGGAGCCGUGCAAGAGGAAGUUUUUGACAAUCUUUCCAUGGUGCAGCCACUCAUCGCCGCCGCCCACAGUGCCGGGAGCAGAGGGGCCGCAGUGAGAGAGGAUUCAGGAGGAGCGGUUACCACGAACGUGGAGGAGAGGCAUGCACACAGGGGACGAGGGGGAGGUGGGGCGGGGAGAGCAGGAAGAACACAGGUGGGGAGGGGGGACACAGGGGGGUUGCUGGUGGGGACGGCGCCUCAGUGGCCGGUCGGCCGGAGGGCAAGCGAAGCAGAGGUGAGGGCACGACUGCAGGGAAGGAUCAAUAGUCUGCUUUGCAGUGUCGGCCCUGACAGGCAGGAGCAUACCACCCGACAGAUCAACGAGGUGGUUUACCAGCUCGCGAUCCAAGACCCCACUGCAAAAGAGCUCUCCGUCUCUACCGUCUCCCUCGGUGGCCCCUCCCUCGCCUACUACCUCCAUCUCGCUCCCCAGUGCUACCCGGACUUGCUACAGUGCGUCACCAGCCUUGACCUACGUAAUCUCCAGCCCGUCUCGACACAGGCCGUGAGACAGCUUCUCCGCCUGCCCUCCCUCACAGCCCUUCACUUCCACGAAACUCCGAUCCGUUCAGACGCCCUGCCGCUCUUCCAGUGCAUGUCUCGGCUCCGGCGGCUUGUCAUAGCAUGUGCUAACCCCUCCGACGUUCUCAAUCUAUCUGCCAGGCGGCAAGCCAAAUCACCCACUCCGUCUGAUCCCAUCAGCAAACCCCAGCCGUUUCAGAGCUUGAGGGAGCUACAUGUGAGUCGGGUGACAGACUCUAUUCUGCAGCAGGUGGGGGUGCUCACAAGCCUUGAGCUCCUUUCUUGCACGUACAGCAAGGAGGUGACUUGUAGGGGAUGGAUUCACCUAAGGGGAAUGCUGAACCUGAAGAGGCUGCAGCUGGUACCAACAAUCCUUAUAAAAAAAUUCGGAUCCAAUGACCACCACAGCGACUACUACCGCAUGUGCACCCGCCUUGGGCUGAAGCUAAGCUUCCCCGAAUACCGCCUGCCAAAGAUCAUCCAAACCUUCCAAAGGCCUCCCAAAAAAGGGGCUGCUGCCUCCGCAAGUGAAGACCCCAGCAACCGCAUUGAUGGGAGCAUAUGGGAGGUGGUGGGUGCCCUGCCAGGCCUGCAGCACCUGGAGCUGCACGCACCAGAGCCCAGCACCACAGCCCUGCGAUCCCUCUCCACCAUCACGCACCUCACAACCCUCCACAUCACCGGCACAGCACUUGAUGACUCUGACUUGUUGUGCUUGUUUGGGUUCUCAAUGCUCACAGACGUCAGCCUGGCUGCCUGGACGUUCGCAGCAGACCAUGCUGUGAGGACGGUGAUUCAAGGCAUGACGCACCUGAAAUCGCUGGACCUGUCGGGAACGGCCAUCAGCCAAGGCGCUGCGGUGCAUCUGCAAGCGCUAGAGCGGCUGGAGCGGUUGAAGCUGCAGCAGUGCAUCGGCAUGAGCAAGCUGUUUGUGGAGCAUCUGAGCCAGGUUCCUGCGCUGAGGGAGUUGGAUCUUGGCUGCAACAACAUGCAGCAUGCUUGGCUGCUGCCGGUUCUGGAAGGGAAGAAGGUGACUCGGCUAGGGGUAAGGGGCUGUGGGUUUGUUGCAAGAACAUUGAAAGGGCUUCAGCGUGAUUGGAUUGAGAUUGACUUGAGAUCAAAUGAGUGA